AUUUCGGAGGUAUCGUGAGACCUGACGGGCUCGUGCUGCAGUCUGUGUCGCUGCUGAUCUGUUCGUGGGUUUGUUGUGUAAAUUUCCUGCGUGAUGUUCGGCUGUCCUCCACGGGAGGACCGGGAUUAGUCCACACGUCCAGCAGAGGAGAGGACAACAUGGCGGCUGCAGAAGGUGUCAGCCUUCCCACUCCCACGGAGGAGAUGAACGGGGCCGGGACGCUCAUGGACUUCCUGGACGAGCCGUUCCCCGACGUGGGGACCUACGAGGACUUCCACACCAUCGACUGGCUGAGGGAGAAGUCCAGGGACACGGACCGGCACCGAAAGGUUCUGGAGGGCUGGGUUCGGUGCGUGGGGGCGAUGCUGACCCGCUCACCGUGUGCGUGUUUGCAGCCAUGAGCAGUGCUGCUGGACCUCCAACCAGACCACCUUCGCCGACCGGGACAAGUGUCCGCAGUGGCAGAAGUGGGCCGAGCUGAUGACGGGCCACGCCGAGGGCGCCGGGGCGUACCUGCUGAACUACUUCCUGUACAUCCUGUGGGCCCUGCUGUUCUCCUUCCUGGCCGUGUCGCCGGUCCGAGUCUUCGCCCCGUCCGCCUGCGGGUCGGGGAUCCCGGAGGUACCGCGCGCCCUGAGGUCGGCGGGCGGUUCGGGUCGGCGCUGUAACGUUGUGUUCCGGUCCGCUGCAGAUCCAAACCAUCCUGAGCGGGUUCAUCAUCAUCAUGAGUCCAGACUUUCUCCUGAGGAACAAGAUUCUUUCUUUAACUCCUUUAGUGGCUCAGAAACAUUUGGUGAGCAAAACCAAAUAUUCUGUGACUCUCCAAUCAGGCCUGAUGAAAUGAAAGAAGCUGUUAAUAAUCUGAAGUCCAAUAAAUCUCCUGGUUCUGAUGGGCUUCCAGCAGAACUUUAUAAGAUGUU
Xiphophorus hellerii (green swordtail) is the source of this 920-nucleotide messenger RNA. RefSeq names its product H(+)/Cl(-) exchange transporter 4-like. Lineage: Eukaryota; Metazoa; Chordata; Actinopteri; Cyprinodontiformes; Poeciliidae. The coding region runs from base 159 to 401 and encodes 80 amino acids. The transcript has 3 exons. The record is from RefSeq and is a predicted model, not a curated record.